Molecule: messenger RNA, 3376 nt
Organism: Nomascus leucogenys (northern white-cheeked gibbon)
Lineage: Eukaryota; Metazoa; Chordata; Mammalia; Primates; Hylobatidae
Source: RefSeq, a predicted model, not a curated record
CUUUUCUUUUCUCCAGAGGAGCCAGGAAGAGAGCUGUGACCAGCAGCGUCCCUUAUUCCCUUGGCCUUGGUUCCUGUUUGCACUGGCUACAGCAGGGCACUGGCCCCUACUGUCACUGCCUCCUACACUAAGACCCUAUCUCUGAGCGCUGCAGCCUACUGUUCAGCCCCAGGUUUGAGGAUGGAUGCCCUGGACACUUCGAAGCUGCUGGAUGAGGAGCUGUAUUCAAGACAGCUGUAUGUGCUGGGCUCACCUGCCAUGCAGAGGAUUCAGGGAGCCAGGGUCUUGGUGUCAGGCCUGCAGGGCCUGGGGGCCGAGGUGGCCAAGAACUUGGUCCUGAUGGGUGUGGGCAGCCUCACUCUGCAUGAUCCCCACCCCACCUGCUGGUCCGACCUGGCUGCCCAGUUUCUCCUCUCAGAGCAGGACUUGGAAAGGAGCAGAGCCGAGGCCUCUCAAGAGCUCUUGGCUCAGCUCAACAGAGCUGUCCAGGUUGUCGUGCACACGGGUGACAUCACUGAGGACCUGCUGUUGGACUUCCAGGUGGUGGUGCUGACUGCUGCGAAGCUGGAGGAGCAGCUGAAGGUGGGUACCUUGUGCCAUAAGCAUGGAGUUUGCUUUCUGGCGGCUGACACCCGGGGCCUCGUGGGGCAGUUGUUCUGUGACUUUGGUGAGGACUUCACUGUGCAGGACCCCACAGAGGCAGGGUGCUGAGCUGUAGGCAUUCACCUGCUGACCAAGGAGAGGCUGCCAGGGCCUGUGGAAGGCAGGUCCAGGCACCCCUGAGCCAAGCCUCCUCCUACCCAGGGCUCCCCUGGCAUUCUCACUCUGAGGAAAGGGGCCAAUACCCACUACUUCCGUGAUGGAGACUUGGUGACUUUCUCGGGAAUUGAGGGAAUGGUUGAGCUCAACGACUGUGAUCCCCGGUCUAUCCACGUGCGGGAGGAUGGGUCCCUGGAGAUUGGAGACACAACAACUUUCUCUCAGUACUUGCGUGGUGGGGCUAUCACUGAAGUCAAGAGACCCAAGACUGUGAGACAUAAGUCCCUGGACACAGCCCUCCUCCAGCCCCAUGUGGUGGCCCAGAGCUCCCAGGAAGUUCACCGUGCCCAUUGCCUGCAUCAGGCCUUCUGUGCACUGCACGAGUUCCAGCACCUCCAUGGCCGGCCACCCCAGCCCUGGGAUCCUGUUGAUGCAGAGACUGUGGUGGGCCUGGCCCAGGACCUGGAACCACUGAAGUGGACAGAGGAAGAGCCACUGGAUGAAGCCCUAGUGCGGACAGUCGCCCUAAGCAGUGCAGGUGUCUUGAGCCCUAUGGUGGCCAUGCUUGGUGCAGUAGCUGCCCAGGAAGUGCUGAAGGCAAUCUCCAGGAAGUUCAUGCCUCUGGACCAGUGGCUUUACUUUGAUGCCCUCGAUUGUCUUCCGGAAGAUGGGGAGCUCCUUCCCAGUCCUGAGGACUGUGCCCCGAGAGGCAGCCGCUAUGAUGGGCAAAUUGCAGUGUUUGGGGCUGGUUUUCAGGAGAAACUGAGCCACCAGCACUACCUCCUGGUGGGCGCUGGUGCCAUUGGUUGUGAGCUGCUCAAAGUCUUUGCCCUAGUGGGACUAGGGGCCGGGAACAGUGGGGGCUUGACUGUUGUCGACAUGGACCACAUAGAGCGCUCCAAUCUCAGCCGUCAGUUCCUCUUCAGGUCCCAGGACGUUGGCAGACCCAAGGCAGAGGUGGCUGCAGCAGCUGCCCAGGGCCUGAACCCAGACUUACAGGUGAUCCCGCUUACCUACCCACUGGAUCCCACCACAGAGCACAUCUAUGGGGAUAACUUUUUCUCCCGUGUGGAUGGCGUGGCUGCCGCUCUGGACAGUUUCCAGGCCCGGCACUAUGUGGCUGCUCGUUGCACCCACUAUCUGAAGCCACUGCUGGAGGCAGGCACAUCGGGCACCUGGGGCAGUGCUACAGUAUUCAUGCCACAUGUGACUGAGGCCUACAGAGCCCCUGCCUCAGCUGCAGCUUCUGAGGAUGCCCCCUACCCUGUCUGUACUGUGCGGUACUUCCCUAGCACAGCUGAGCACACCCUGCAGUGGGCCCGGCAUGAGUUUGAGGGACUCUUCCGACUGUCUGCAGAGACCAUCAACCACCACCAACAGGCACACACUUCCCUGGCAGACAUGGAUGGGCCACAGACACUCACCUUACUGAAGCCAGUGCUUGGGGUCCUGAGAGUGCGUCCACAGAACUGGCAAGACUGUGUGGCGUGGGCUCUUGGCCACUGGAAACUCUGCUUCCAUUAUGGCAUCAAACAGCUGCUGAGGCACUUCCCACCUAAUAAAGUGCUUGAGGAUGGAACUCCCUUCUGGUCAGGUCCCAAACAGUGUCCCCAGCCCUUGGAGUUUGACACCAACCAAGACACACACCUCCUCUACGUACUGGCGGCUGCCAAUCUGUAUGCCCAGAUGCAUGGGCUGCCUGGCUCACAGGACUGGACUGCACUGAGGGAGCUGCUGAAGCUGCUGCCACAGCCUGACCCCCAACAGAUGGCCCCCAUCUUUGCUAGUAAUCUAGAGCUGGCUUCGGCUUCUGCUGAGUUUGGCCCUGAGCAGCAGAAGGAACUGAACAAAGCCCUGCAAGUCUGGAGUGUGGGUCCUCCCCUGAAGCCUCUGAUGUUUGAGAAGGAUGAUGACAGCAACUUCCAUGUGGACUUUGUGGCAGCAGCAGCUAGCCUGAGAUGUCAGAACUAUGGGAUUCCACCGGUCAACCGUGCCCAGAGCAAGCGAAUUGUGGGCCAGAUUAUCCCAGCCAUUGCCACCACUACAGCAGCUGUGGCAGGCCUGUUGGGCCUGGAGCUGUAUAAGGUGGUGGGUGGGCCACGGCCUCGUAGUGCCUUUCGCCACAGCUACCUACAUCUGGCUGAAAACUACUUCAUCCGCUAUAUGCCUUUUGCCCCAGCCAUCCAGACGUUCCAUCACCUGAAGUGGACCUGUUGGGACCGUCUGAAGGUACCAGCUGGGAAGCCUGAGGGGACCCUGGAGUCGCUGCUGGCUCAUCUUCAGGAGCAGCAUGGGUUGAGGGUGAGGAUGCUGCUGCACGGCCCUGCCCUGCUCUAUUCGGCCGGAUGGCCACCUGAAAAGCAAGCCCGGCGCCUGCCCCUCAGGGUGACAGAACUGGUUCAGCAGCUGACAGGCCAGGUACCUGCUCCUGGGCAGCGGGUGUUGGUGCUGGAGCUGAGCUGUGAGGGUGACAAGGAGGACACUGCCUUCCCACCUCUGCACUAUGAGCUGUGACAAGGCAGCCACCCUGUCACCUAGCUCAAUGGAGCCCUGGAUCCCAAGCCCUGCAUUGUAAGCCCACAGUAGGCACUCAAUAAAUGCUUGUUAAAGGAAGGCA